Messenger RNA from Schizophyllum commune H4-8, 1612 nucleotides. RefSeq names its product carbohydrate esterase family 1 protein. Gene Ontology annotation, biological process: proteolysis. Gene Ontology annotation, molecular function: serine-type peptidase activity; feruloyl esterase activity. The coding region runs from base 341 to 1351 and encodes 336 amino acids. The record is from RefSeq and is a predicted model, not a curated record. Lineage: Eukaryota; Fungi; Basidiomycota; Agaricomycetes; Agaricales; Schizophyllaceae. The transcript is spliced from 5 exons.
UUUGCUUUUUCUCCUUCCCAAGUGUAGGUAGCGCCUUCGCAGUCCCCCUUGCCCGUUGUCAGCAUUCAUCGGUGGUCGAUCGCGAUCAGCAACCCCGGGCGCAGAUUCUGGUCUUGGCGGGCACAGCAUAACGGCGCGGAGCCGCUGACAUGCAACUACCAUGCUCCCUUGCAACGCGCACCUUCGUCAAAACUUCGUCGUCGGGUAUCAUCUGGGCGAACACGCGCUCGUUGCGCCUCGCGUGUAGUGUAGACGUUUAUCUCAGGGUACUUAAGCGCUGGCCUUGAGAUCGAGCGGCAGCCAAGCCUUCCCCCCUCGCAACUCCGACGACGCUGAUACGAUGGUCUCAGCUUCUUGUUCGACGCGCAGAUCAGCACCAGCGGCGGCUCUUGUUCUCGCCAGCCUGCUGAGCCUGCUCGCGCAGCCCGCGCUCGCGGCGCCCUCCGCGAUAGACUCCCGCGCGUCCAAAUCAUCAGGAUGCGGCAGCAAGUCCUCCUGGGACUUCAACGACAACAACCAUCACAUGCACCACACCACCGUCGCGGGGAACAAGCGCAAGUACCUCGUCCACCUCCCUGACGACUACGACGCCGAUUCCUCGUCCCCGGUCGUGCUCUCGUUCCACGGCGUCGCCGGCAACUCCUUCGGCCAGGAAGGUGACUCGCAGUUAUCGUACCACCGCCAGCGCCUCGCGGACAAGGGCAUCAUCGCCGUCUACCCGCAGGGCUUGGACGGCAAGGGCGGCGGAGCGUCGUGGGAUGGUGCGCCGUACGCGGAGUCGGACGCUGAUGACAUCGACUUCGUGCACGCGAUCCUUGAUGAGCUCUCCGAUAACUUGUGCGUGGACACCAGUCGGAUAUACGCUUCCGGCUUCUCCAAUGGCGGCGGCUUCACGCACCUACUUGCCUGCACGCCCUCCAUCAACAAGCGCGUCGCCGCCUUUGGCAUGGCCUCUGGCGCGUACUACCCUGCAUCGCAUCCAGGCAGCAAGUGCGACCCCGGGCGCAAAGUCCCCGUCCUUCUUACCCAUGGCGAUGGCGAUCCGACCGUCCACUUCCAGGGUGAAAACCCCAAGACGAAGACCAAUCUUCACAACCUUCCCUUCAUCAGCGACUUCGCGAAGGACUGGGCGGAACGCAACGGACAUGAGCGUGACUCCUACGACUGCUCGCGGCUGAACGGGGACGACGAUGUGCACCUGUGGACGUGGGGCAACGAUGGAGACGCCGGCCAGGUGCGCCGCUACCGGGUACUCGGAAUGACGCACAUGUGGCCGUCGCGUCCGCACAACGCGCCGUUCAACCUGUCGGAGGAGGUACUGCUCCCGUUCUUUGGGCAGUACACCCUCUAAGGACUGUUUCAUUCUUACGAGCGAGCCUCUUCAUUCUCACGAUCGACCCCAUAACGAUGACGAACUAUAUAUCUAUAGAGUAGAAGCCAUAGACGAAGCACUAGAAGUAGAAGAUGUAGCUGCUAGAUCAUGCAUCCUCGGAGUGUUACUUACAGGCGCUGGACGUCCUUUACAGUAUUUAUAUGAACCGAUAGCAUUAGUAGCUACUUCGCUGAUCAUGGAAUGGCAAAAUACACAGAGCUGGAUACUCUGAACAGGCAG